This is a messenger RNA of Metopolophium dirhodum (rose-grain aphid), 2853 nucleotides long. RefSeq lists its product as uncharacterized. The coding region runs from base 420 to 1679 and encodes 419 amino acids. NCBI's taxonomy places the organism in Eukaryota, Metazoa, Arthropoda, Insecta, Hemiptera, Aphididae. The record is from RefSeq and is a predicted model, not a curated record. The transcript is spliced from 7 exons.
CGGCCUGUUGAUCGCGGCGGCGGCGGCGGCGGCGGCGACGGCGCACGAUAACGCGACUCGCACAUCAUUAUUAUUAUUAUUACAAUUCCAACGACGACUGCCGUCGACCGUCGACUCGAGUCGAUCCCAAUCCGACGCGUAACGCAGACCGCAUGCUGUCCGCGCUCCCGCCCCACUCCUCCGUCGCAUCGCGCACAGCUUCAUCCGCCGCCGACAUUCGUUCGGUAUCGAUUUUCCGUCCGAUACUCCGCGUCGGCGAAUAGCGAUAGAUUUCGGCGCGGCCGCACAGCCCACCGAGCACACCGACCGACCGACCGUCCGCCAGAGCCGUCACUCGUCACACGCCGCCCGACACGCGCUCACGCACGCCGUCACUGCCGCCGCCGUAAAUUCCAGCCGCAACCACGUUUCGCCGCCACAUGGAGGACCACAUCGGCGGGUCGUCGUCGUCCAGCGACGACGAUUCGGCGCCCGCCGUCAUCAUGCCGCCGCCGCCUCACCGGCACAUCAUCAACGAGGACGAGAUCAUCGACCUGGACGCGAUCGACAACCAUCACCGCCGCCGCCGCCGCAACAAUCACCACCGCCGUCAGAUGCGCUACGCCUCCGGCCACCCGGCCAUCAUCGACGCGAUACGCGGCACCGGCGGCUUCAUCGACCUGGUGGACCACUCGUCGUCGGCCAUCUCCAUCGACCGCGCCGCCGAGGAGGACGCGGCCGCGGCCGCGGCCGUCGCGUCCGGCAUCUGCGACCCGAACAGGGUGCGCAGCUACAAGGACAUGUUCAGGUACGCCACCGACCUGGCCGACGGGAUGCCGAUAAGCCUUCAUCAGGAUAUCGACGCGCUUACAUUUAGCGAUGAAAGAAAGAAAUUUCUGUCAAAUGUUUUGUCUACCAUGUCAGUUAAUGUACACGAGGAAAUGAACAAUUCUAUUAAUAUUUUGUUUGACAAUAACAAACAAGUGGAUGAACACGAAUUUGCGUUUGAUGUUAUCGCGGAAUAUGUUGACAAUAUUGAUUAUGCUAAUGAUUUUGAAAAGCUUGGUGGUUUCCAUAUCUUUUUACCGUGUAUUCGUUCUGAGCAUCCAACUGUGCGCGUUAAGACGUGUGAACUGAUCGCUAAGUUGGUUCAGCAUAAUUCAUACUGUCAAGAAAGGUUUAUGGAAAAUCCAAAUUAUCUGAAAGCAUUGAUUUCUAUGGUGGAAAACGAUCUUAACGAUGAAGUGCGUAUCAAAGCACUAGCUGCGAUUUCCAGCCUGAUCCGUGAAAACAGUAGUGUUUUUUGGCAAUUCAUUGACCUUGGAGGUAAAGAUUUGAUUAUCAAUUCAUUGAAAGCUCCCAUUGAAAAAUUGAAGAUUAAAGCAUCAUUCAUCAUUUGCUCAACUUCUCAUAUGGGUGACGAUGUAGUGGAAAUGUAUGUUAACAAUGGUGUUGUUGAAGCUAUAACUUCGAUAAUCAUGGGCAUGGAAAAAAAUGUUGAAUCAAGUCAUCAUGAGUUAUUUUUAUCGACAUUGAAUCAAUUGAUCCGUAUGUCACCAGUGAAAGUCAAAGAAAUAUGCACUUCGUUGGAGGAUUUCAAGCCAGCAUUGACAUCAUUACGCGAUUCAUAUACAAAAGAAUCAAAUUAUCAGGAUGAAAAGGAUCAAAUUUUGUGGUUGAUGGAAUCUCUAACAUUGUGAAGAGACUACAAGAAUUUACUUUAGCACACACAUUAUUUAACAAAAAUAUCAACAUAUAUAUUCAAAAGAAGUAUCAUAAAUAAUAAUUUUUAUUAUAAUAGUUCAAUGUUAAAAUUUAAAUUUUUCCCUCGUAAAUAAAUUAUAUUUGAAGGUCUAUUAAGUGUCUUUUAUUCAUCCUGAUAAAUGUUAACAUUAGGCUUAGUAUUAAAAACCCACUCAGUUAGUAUUUAAGUCAUAAGUAAUAAGGAAAUAUUGUUGUUAGAGUUUGGGUGUUAUUUCCCUAUUUUAAUUUCAAAACAAAAAAAAUCUUAUAAAUUGGUUCAUUCAUUUUUUGUGUCAGUUUUAUUUUUAUUCACGACUAAAAUAUUGUUGAGGAAAACGGUCAAUAAUUAAACAUACAAAUUCAGUAUAUAAUUUAAUAGAACCUAUUUUAAAUAAUUUAAAAAAAUAAUUCCUGUAAUAAGAAGAACUUUGCUUUAAAAUAGUUUGUUAACAAACAAAAAAUUCAUUCCCACCCAUAACGGUAUAAAAUAACAUUACCUAUCCUGUAUGGUUUUUUGUGGGAAUCUUUAUUUUUUAAAAUAUAUAUUUAACUUCUCAAAUUUGUAAUAUAUUACAUACAUGAUGAUUGUAAUUAUAUCUUUAAUGUAUUUUAUUUUUCAAAUAUGUAUUUCUAAUUCACCUUAUAUUUGAUUUCUCGAAUCAUGUUUGUGGCUGAAGCUCUUUGUUCCUAUUUUGUACUUAACAAAAUACAAAUAUAACAUCCAAGCUCUAAUUAUUUAUGUUAUAUUUAUGUGUAAUCUAUUGAUAUAGUCUGUAACAAAUUCCAUUUUUAAGUUUUGACAGUAAUUCUUAAGACAUUUUUUUUUAUUUUUGUUUGUGGGUCACUUUCCAUUGUCGUACAUUAUUACGAUAAAUUUAAUUUUAAAAAUGUACCUUGAUAAUAUUAUAUUUAAGAAUUCAAUAUUGCUCUUAUUGACCACCAGUUUGUAAGCUAAAGCACUGUUUUUAUUAUAAUUAAAAAUAAUUAAGCAUUUAAAUUAUAUUAAUAUAAAUAUAUUUAUAUUUAUAUAUAUUAUAUUUAAUAUGGGAUUAUAAUAUAAUAUUUAAUUAUUAUAAUCAUAUAAUUUCGUGGAAAUUAGCCAUUCUGAUAUAAUGUCAAAUUUUAUACUUU